ACUGGAUUUCGCAGUUUGCUUCUCCCUUUACCAACCCGGGCUGGGUCCAUGGAAAUACAUGCAGAACAAUACCACCGCCGUGAUUUAGGCUCGUAUUGUUAAAAAUGGUCCGUUUUAAUUCAUUUUAGUUAGGAAUUUAUGCUGUAAAACACAAUUUAUCGGUCGGCGUCCUCAAUUAGACAAAUAUGUCGGGAGCGGCCGCCGGAGGGGCGCAGUCUUGCAUCGGCGCAGCCGCUGCCAGUUGUAGCUCUGCCGGGAACUCAUUCGUCGCAGCCGGCGGAGGUGUGGGAAUAGCAGGCAGGCUACCCAGUCGGGUUCUUGAGCAUGUGUUCUCUUAUUUAGAUUUGUAUGAUCUAAUGCGGUGCUCGUUGGUGUGCUGGCAUUGGAACAACUGUCUAGCCGACGAGAACAGCGAGGUGUGGCGGAGUCUGUGCGCUCGCUCUCUCAGCGAAGAGGCACUGCGCUCCGACAUUCUCUGCAAUCUGCCAACCCACAAGGGAAAGCUCAAGUCCUACCAGCACGCUCUGAGUUCCCACGACUGUUCACGUAACGUCUACGUGAAGAAGAACGGCUUCACCCUUCACCGCAACCCCAUCGCCCAGAGCACCGACGGAGCCCGCGGCAAGAUCGGCUUCUCUGAGGGCCGCCACGCCUGGGAGAUCUGGUGGGAGGGGCCCCUAGGGACCGUGGCGGUGAUCGGCAUUGCCACCAAGCGUGCUGCCAUGCAAUGCCAGGGCUACGUGGCCCUCCUGGGUACUGACGACCAAAGCUGGGGCUGGAACCUGGUGGACAACAACCUGCUCCACAAUGGGGAGGUGAACGGGAACUUCCCCCAGUGCAACAACGCUCCCAAAUACCAGUGUAAUGGUGUGCGUCCACAGAUCGGGGAGAGGAUACGAGUAAUCCUGGAUAUGGAUAACAAAACCCUGGCCUUCGAGAGAGGCUUUGAGUUCCUGGGAGUGGCCUUCCGAGGGCUUCCGAAAGCCUGCCUCUUCCCGGCCGUCUCAGCUGUCUAUGGCAACACUGAGGUGACCAUGGUCUACCUGGGCAAGCCUCUGGAUGGGUAGCACUGCCACAAGAGCAGCCGGUGCCAUGUCAGGUGUGCCAAGCAUAAUGACUGUUGGUUGGCACCUGAGAAGACUCUCAACUAACAUUCCACAACCACUGGGGUGAAACCUAAAAUCAAAAUGGAUGCUAGUGAUCAUUGACGGACAAGUGGGGAGGUGGGUGUGUGGACUAGAGGUUGUUUCAAAAGGGUUUUCUGUCUCAACAUGGAUGUUAUAUCCACUAGCUGCUGGACCAUUUUAUUUACAGUAUGGGAGGACUUGACUUU
Molecule: messenger RNA, 1333 nt
Organism: Oncorhynchus tshawytscha (Chinook salmon)
Lineage: Eukaryota; Metazoa; Chordata; Actinopteri; Salmoniformes; Salmonidae
Product: F-box/SPRY domain-containing protein 1
Exons: 3
Coding region: 186-1067 (293 amino acids)
Biological process (GO): synapse assembly involved in innervation; proteasome-mediated ubiquitin-dependent protein catabolic process
Cellular component (GO): synapse; SCF ubiquitin ligase complex
Molecular function (GO): protein binding
Source: RefSeq, a predicted model, not a curated record